Molecule: messenger RNA, 720 nt
Organism: Penicillium daleae
Lineage: Eukaryota; Fungi; Ascomycota; Eurotiomycetes; Eurotiales; Aspergillaceae
Product: Mpv17/PMP22 family protein
Exons: 4
Coding region: 1-720 (239 amino acids)
Cellular component (GO): cytoplasm; membrane
Source: RefSeq, a predicted model, not a curated record
AUGUCUGUCAAGUUCCAAGAGGAGACCGUCCGCACCGUCACGGGCGGCAAGCCCGAAGACCUCGCGCACCGCGUCGGUGAGCGAUUGACCGGUGGAAAGACCCAGACCGGCUAUCUCCAGGCCUACCUCAAGCAGCUGCAGCACAACCCGCUGCGCACCAAGAUGCUCACCUCCGGUGUGCUCUCCGGUCUGCAGGAGCUGCUGGCCUCGUGGCUCGCUCAUGAUGUCGGCAAGCACGGCCACUACUUCAGCUCGCGCAUCCCCAAGAUGUCGCUGUACGGCAUGUUCGUCGCCGCGCCCCUGGGCCAUGUCCUCAUCGGCAUCCUUCAGAAGAUCUUUGCUGGUCGCACCAGCUUGAAGGCCAAGAUCCUCCAGAUCCUCGUCAGCAACCUGAUCAUCUCCCCCAUCCAGAACAGUGUCUACCUGUCCUCGAUGGCCGUCAUUGCGGGCGCGCGCAACUUCCACCAGGUUCGCGCCACCGUCAAGGCGGGCUUCCUGCCCGUCAUGAAGGUCAGCUGGAUCACCUCUCCGCUGGCUCUGGCCUUUGCUCAGAAGUUCCUGCCCGAGCACACCUGGGUGCCCUUCUUCAACAUCAUCGGUUUCUUCAUCGGAACCUAUGUCAACACCCACACCAAGAAGAAGCGCCUCGAGGCUCUGCGGAAGCGCUACGACCAGCGCCGCGGCCCCGGUGGCGAGUACGAGAAGCGCGACUACCCUUAA